AUGAAGAUGCUCAGCCCCAUGGGUCUCGAAAUCGCUCCAGGCGAUCCCACCACAAGUCUCGCAAUGGAUGCGGAAAUUGCAAGAAACGAAGAAUCAAGCAACUGUGGUGCCUUUGGUGUGAAUUGCGACUACGUGGCUGGCGCGGCCACAAUCCGAGAGGCUGCUCUGGAGCGUCGUCUUUUUCUCAACACUCGUGGGGGCUCUCGACCACGUGGAAAGCGUGGCCGGCCGAGAACACGCUGGGAAGUUGAGCCCGCGGUGUCAGAUGAGCCUGCAUCGCAAAUUCAGCUUGCAACGCCCCCGGGCAGUGGCUCCAACUCUGUCUCUCCCUGUCCUGCGCCUGACUCUUCCUCCAGGCCAGAGCAGGUGCUGGUGCGCCCUGACGAGCCCGAGCUGCCCCAGUAUGCCGAUGAAUUGCGGCUGCUUCAUCACUACCUUGAGCUAGAAUUCAAGGGCUCCGCUGACCAGCCGCCCACCUUCGACGCCCUCCGUCUUCAGGCUCCUACGCUAGGAUUUGCAUAUCCAUUCGUCCUUCACAUGGUCUACGAGUUCGCCGCGUUGUCUUUUGCACGCGUACAACCGCCUGAGAAAAAACAGCAUUACCAGGCGCUGGCUUCUCAUUACUCAACGCUUGGGCUACAUAAAGUAACUGAGAUGCUGCCCCAGAUUGACGCACAGAACUGCCAUGCCGUCUAUACCGCUGCUGUUUUUGCCUGCAUUAACACCUUUGCUCGAGGGCCUCAACCUGGUGAUUAUCUUCUUUUCAGCGAGCAUGGAUCUCCGCAAUGGCUUCCUCUACUAAGGGGGGUCCGGACGUUGGUUGAUAUGAUCGGAGUACACACGGUUGCCAGCCGGCCGCAGGGCGACAGGCCUGUGGACUCCUCUCCAAAAGCGACCGAACCGGCAAUGACUGCUUUCUCCCUUCGGUGUACCCGGCUCGACUGGAUCAGUCAAUUUGAACGUCUCAGGGAAAUGACACACACAUCGCCAAGUGUAGCAGAUGCCGCGGUGAACGCAAAAGCUCUCGAGCAACUUCGCAUGUGCUACUGGGCGACUUACGGCGGAGAGAACGGCGAGUAUCAAGGUGACGCGAACCAUCAAAAUUUCUUCAUUUGGCCAUACCAGCUUGAGGAUGAAUUCACGGACGCUCUACAAGGUAGAGACCAAACGGCCUUGGUGAUUCUGGCUCAUUUUGCAGUGUUGCUCAGAGUAUUCGGAUUUUCCAUCUGGUUUCUGCAAGGAUGGAGUGAGCAUCUCAUCGACGGUGCUCAAAGAUUCAUCGAUGAUUAUCAUCGAGUCUGGCUGGAAUGGCCGAUCGAGCAGACGGCAAGGAUGGACCGAGAGAGAACAGAGGCGCAGAAGUGA
Molecule: messenger RNA, 1365 nt
Organism: Diaporthe amygdali
Lineage: Eukaryota; Fungi; Ascomycota; Sordariomycetes; Diaporthales; Diaporthaceae
Product: Sterol uptake control protein 2
Exons: 2
Coding region: 1-1365 (454 amino acids)
Biological process (GO): regulation of transcription by RNA polymerase II
Molecular function (GO): DNA-binding transcription factor activity, RNA polymerase II-specific
Source: RefSeq, a predicted model, not a curated record